AUGGUAGAAACGAGGCCUAGAAACUCGGAGCCGUGGUGCGUGCUCAAGACUGUGAACAGCGUGGAGUCACUGGAGCAUGAAGCAAAAGCCACGGGGGUGGUGGGUGACUCUCCAGAGCUCCUUACCCGCAACCUUUCUGACUAUCCCGUUGGCAAAGACCCGCAGGCCAUGAGGACUGGUCAAAGACGGAACAAAGGGAUGAGGACUCGACUGGGAUGCCUGUCUCACAAGUCCGACUCGUGUAGUGAUUUCACAGCUAUUCUUCCCGACAAACCUAACCGUGCUCUAAAGAGACUAUCCACGGAAGAAGCUACGAGGUGGGCAGAUUCCUUUGAUGUGCUUCUCUCCCAUAAGUAUGGGGUGGCUGCGUUCCGCGCCUUCCUGAAGACGGAGUUCAGUGAAGAGAACCUGGAGUUCUGGUUGGCCUGUGAGGAGUUCAAGAAGACCAGGUCAACUGCAAAACUUGUCUCCAAGGCCCAUAGGAUCUUUGAAGAGUUUGUGGAUGUGCAGGCUCCGCGGGAGGUAAACAUAGACUUCCAGACCCGAGAAGCCACAAGGAAGAACAUGCAGGAACCGUCCCUGACUUGCUUUGACCAAGCCCAGGGAAAAGUACACAGUCUCAUGGAGAAAGACUCUUACCCCCGGUUCCUGAGGUCCAAAAUGUACUUAGAUUUGCUGUCCCAGAGCCAGAGGCGGCUCAGUUAG
Messenger RNA from Lagenorhynchus albirostris (white-beaked dolphin), 705 nucleotides. RefSeq names its product regulator of G protein signaling 8 (gene RGS8). The record is from RefSeq and is a predicted model, not a curated record. The transcript is spliced from 6 exons. Lineage: Eukaryota; Metazoa; Chordata; Mammalia; Artiodactyla; Delphinidae. The coding region runs from base 1 to 705 and encodes 234 amino acids.